This is a messenger RNA of Macrosiphum euphorbiae (potato aphid), 393 nucleotides long. NCBI's taxonomy places the organism in Eukaryota, Metazoa, Arthropoda, Insecta, Hemiptera, Aphididae. The record is from the annotation of a GenBank genome assembly.
AUGUUCAAUAAACUCCGAUUUAUCAGAGGCGAUACAUACGAUGACCUUAUAGGAGAUUAUUCAAAUGACAAAGCCUUAUUUACAAGUCCAUUGAAUACUUCAGAUACAAUUUUUAUUAUUUCUAAAGGACCAUGCCAACCAGAUGGUCCAUUUCCGAAAAAAAUUAUUGGUAAUAAAAAUCGUUCAUUUUCUACUGAACAUUAUUACGCAAAAAGUCAAGGCGGUGUAAGUUUACAUCGUAAAUGGAUUUGUAAUUCAAAAUCGUUUGAUCUAGUUUAUUGUCAACUAUGUUGGUUAUUUUGUACGUCGAGUUCGUGGACUAAUGGUAUUAAAGAUUGGAAACAUAUAUAUCGGAAAAAAUUAAAUUGCAUGAAAAAAGUAUAUCUCAUAUAA